This is a messenger RNA of Xiphias gladius (swordfish), 1625 nucleotides long. RefSeq names its product epoxide hydrolase 2, cytoplasmic (gene ephx2). The record is from RefSeq and is a predicted model, not a curated record. Bases 53 to 1615 code for a protein of 520 amino acids. The transcript is spliced from 16 exons. Gene Ontology annotation, cellular component: peroxisome. Gene Ontology annotation, biological process: cholesterol homeostasis; phospholipid dephosphorylation. Lineage: Eukaryota; Metazoa; Chordata; Actinopteri; Istiophoriformes; Xiphiidae. Gene Ontology annotation, molecular function: magnesium ion binding; lipid phosphatase activity.
GGCGCAACGCUUCCCCCGCCAACCGCCAUCCUGCCACCCAGACCCGGGCGACAUGGCCGAGAAGAAAGUCGCGCUGUUCAGCCUGUGGGGGGUCGCGGUCUCCUCACGACCCGAGGCGGUUUUCCACGAGUCGGAGGAGCGGCACGACCUGCCGGGCGGUUUCCUGUCCAGCGUGGCGUCGCGGGAGGACAGCGCCAUGAGCCGGGCGGAGAGAGGCGAGAUCACACUGUCUCAGAUGAUCCCAGUGUUUGAGGAGGAGUGUGUGAGGGAGGCCCGGGUCAGGGGCGUGACUCUGCCGUCCCACUGGUCCGUCGGACGCCUGCUGGAGGAGCUGGGAGAGGCCGCGACGGACGUCCGACCGGCCGUGCUGAAGACGGCCGCCCGUCUGCGUCGCAGCGGGUUCCUGACAGCCGUGCUGGCCAAUCACUGGCUGGAUGACGCUGCGGCCGGAGACGCUGCGGCCCGCCUUCUCUCCCUGCUGGGGGCCCACUUCGACCUGGUGCUCCAGUCCUGCCGCGCGGGUCACAGGGUCCCCGAGCCCGCCAUGUUCGGCUCCGCUCUGCAGCACCUGGGGGUGACACCACAGCAGGCCGUGUGGCUGGAUGCAGAUGAGGAGGGCGUGAAGGCGGCAGAGGGAGCGGGGAUGAGGGCCAUCAAGGUGGAAGAUCUGGACGCGGCUCUGGACCAACUGGCCGAUUUUACUGGAGUCCAGGCUGUCAGAGCGGAGAGCCCCCCCCCAUCCUGCAGCCCUGACGGAGUGUCUCAUGGAUACGUCACCAUCAGGCCCGGUGUCAGGACGCACUACGUCGAAAUGGGCUCGGGUCCGCCGGUCCUGCUGUGCCACGGCUUCUCCGAUAGCUGGUACUCCUGGAGGUACCAGAUCCCAGCCGUGGCAGCAGCGGGGUUCCGGGUGUUGGCCCUGGACAUGAAGGGAUAUGGGGAGUCCGCGGCGCCCCCAGACGCGGAGGAGUUUUCUCAGGAGCAGCUCUGCAAGGACCUGGUCGCAUUUCUCGACAGAAUGUCGAUACCACAGGUCACCCUGGUGGGUCACGACUUGGGCGGCACCCUGGUCUGGAACAUGGCUCAGUAUUUUCCUGAGCGAGUCAGGGCUGUGGCGUCUCUGAACACCCCUCUGUUCCCGGUGGACCCUUCCGUUCAUCCCGCAGAGAAGCUGAAGGCCAUUCCCAUAUUCGACUACCAGCUCUACUUCCAAAAGCCAGGAGUUGCGGAGGCCGAGCUGGAGAAAGACUUGGAGAGAACUUUCAAGAUUUUCUUUCACAGCAGCAGCGAGGCAUGCUCUUGUGUUGUGUUUCACAGGAGGCCGCUGAACUGGUAUCGCAACGGUGAGGUGAACUGGAAGUGGAUGUGCUCUCGACCCCGCGGGAAGCUGCUGAUGCCGGCGCUGAUGGUGACGGCAGGUAAGGACCCCGUGCUGCUGCCGGCCUUCUCCAAAGGAAUGGAGGAUUUGAUCCCGAACCUGAGCAGGGGACACAUCGAGGACUGUGGACACUGGACUCAGACGGAAAGGCCAGCGGAGACGAACAACAUCCUGAUAGCGUGGCUUAAAGAAACGCAUAAGAAGGCGGGAGGUGUCACUGUGGCUCCCAAACUGUGAGGGGGGGGGG